Molecule: messenger RNA, 1616 nt
Organism: Diaporthe batatas
Lineage: Eukaryota; Fungi; Ascomycota; Sordariomycetes; Diaporthales; Diaporthaceae
Exons: 1
Coding region: 228-1493 (421 amino acids)
Source: RefSeq, a predicted model, not a curated record
CUAUCAUAGUGGAUCUUCAGUGGUCCUUCAGCUGGGAUUGAACACAUCUUCUGUGUUGCUCAUCCGCAUUAUUUAGCCACCCACGAGUUGCUGCAUGAUAUCCGACUUUGACUUUGUAACUCUCACACAUCACCACCUGAUACUUUCAAGAUCGACUUAUACAAGUUACUACAAGGGAUACCAAAACAUCACCGCAUUCUCUCAUCGUGUUCCUUAAUUCCGCCAUCAUGGUUUCCACCACCGCAAACCCUGACUCGGAACUCUUCUGCACCGUAUCCUCUACUCACAAAGUGCCCGAACGCCACCCCUCGACAUUGAUUCCCGGUGGGCAUGCAUCGCCCUUACGACACCCAACCGUACUCAGGCCCGGCGCUGGCAAGAACCAUGCCCGCAAAUCAAGCUCGGAGACGCCAAAUACACCAGCCCAGCACCACCAGAGGAGUCCUUCCGCAACGCCACAGCCCACAUACAAAGCAUAUUCGCCCCCAGCAACACCACAGGACCCUCGUGCCUCGGUAGUAGCAGGUGAAAUUGAGGACUUCUUCACGGCGCUCGACAUCCAGCCCCUCCAGAUCAAGAAGCAGGACACCAUCUCCAGCCCAUCCACCACCGGCUCCGGAAGAGCAUCACCAGAUAUCCAGCGAUGCGCCUCCCCACCGCUCCCACCGAAGGUCAAGCUCGAGGAGCCACAGCAGCUCUCUCCUCCUGCCGAGCUCUCUUCACUGUCUGAGCCUGAGGCAAACGUGCAAGACGAUGAGUCUGACUCGGACCAGCCUCCUGCAUACGACGAGUCCGAGUGCGUGCAGGCACCACCAGAGAAGCCAACUGCCACAGGGACCCAGGAGUCCGAGUCUCAGGAGUCCGAGUCUGAGGAGGCCGCAAGAAGUCCUACCCUCGCUGGCAGUGCUGCCAUGUCCGCCACGAAGGUCGGUGGCUCGGUUGCGGGUGUCGACACCGACGAGGCCGCGGCCAAGGACACGGUGGAGGAGGCGAAGCCAGACACCGAGGAAAAGACCGAGGAAUCGGAGGCCACGCCAGCACAGCAGCCCCAGCAAGAAAGUCAGCCCGCCAGCCCAGCCGACACAGACUCACCGCCACCCCUGCCCCCUCGCCCAGCAGCAUCCGCCUCCACAAGCCCCCAGCCAGACACAGCCGCCCAGAUGAUGCCGGGCGCCUUCCCCCCACCGCCGAGGCGGAGCCAGUCGCCCAAGGGCCACUCCUCAUCCUCUUCAUACUCGAAGAUGACAUACAUCCCCGGCGCAGCGGCGACUUCCGCCACCGCGGUCGGCGCGGCGGUCGCGAUCCCCUCGUCGGACUUUGCGCACGGCGGGCUCACCCACGCCCGCAAGGCGCUGGGCCAGCGCGUCAGCAACCUCAUCGACAAGGCCAAGGAGCACCACGAGGCGCGGAAGAGUGCUGCGGUGACCCGUGGUCCGGCUCAGGAUGGGAAGAAGGACAGUGUGCUGGUUGUUGCGCCAAUGAUUGGGGCAUGAUUGCUUAGGGGGUCGGCGGUUGAGGGGGGAGAUGGACAGUGAUGACGGCUUUUCUAGCACUAUUUUUCCUUACUAUUUAACAAAAGCGUAGUUUAUUGCAUUAAUAUGAUACCUCUUAAGACA